Trichechus manatus latirostris (Florida manatee) is the source of this 1071-nucleotide messenger RNA. RefSeq names its product spermatogenesis associated serine rich 1 (gene SPATS1). NCBI's taxonomy places the organism in Eukaryota, Metazoa, Chordata, Mammalia, Sirenia, Trichechidae. The record is from RefSeq and is a predicted model, not a curated record. Bases 313 to 852 code for a protein of 179 amino acids. The transcript is spliced from 6 exons.
AAAUGUUUACCAUUCAGGGAACAAGAUAGAGCAGAAGCUAUCUACAAUAAUGUAAUUAAACAAUGAUAUCUAUGUGUUGCAGGUACUAAACACAAUUAUUUUCUGGGAUCUAAUGGACACUUUGCCAGCACAACAUCCUCUGGCAGGAGGAUCACUCCUUCAUCUUUUGUUGAAACAGGUCUAAGUAUCAAUGAGUUUCCAGCCCUCCACAUACUGUCUGCCCACCUAGACACAGCCGCAGAUUUGGAGCUGAAAUCUUCCUCCUCCUCACAUUCUGAUCACUCCUCUGAAACCUCGUUGCCUGAAAUCCAAAUGAACAAAUAUCCUGAGCACUUCAGCCUGCUUAAGUUGCAGACAAAAGAUGGGCAGCGUCCUGAGUGGACAUUUUACCCGAGGUUUAGCAGUAAUAUCCACACCUACCAUGUUGGAAAAAAGUGCUUCUUUAACGGGGUCUUCCUUGGCAACAGGAGGUCUGUAUCAGAGAGGACGGUGGACAAGUGCCUGGGGAAGAAGAAAUAUGAUAUUGAUCCCAGGAAUGGAAUUCCAAAGUUAACUCCAGGGGAUAAUCCAUAUAUGUACCCAGAAGAGAGUAAAGAUUUCCACAAAGCAGGAUCAACUCUUCCAUCAGUGAAGUUUUCAGUAGUGCCUUAUGAAAAGAAAUUUGAUACAUUUAUUCCACUUGAGCCUCUUCCACCAAUUCCCAACUUGCCUUUCUGGGUGAAGGAGGAGGCCAACAAGCUGAAGAAUGAGAUAAGAGAAGUUGAGGAGCUUCACAACUGGCAACCAGCGGUGCCCUUCCUAUCAAGUUUACUCCCUCCUGGUGGGUUAAAGAGCAUUCAAAAAAUAGUAUAAAAACUAGAGGCAAGCCUAAAGAGCAGGCUUUGGAGAGGCUUCGUAAUGGAGAGAAGGCAAACGGCUCUCCUGGAGUGGGAGUGGAUGGUGUCCUUUGCCACAGGCGGUACUUUGGGCAGGUAUCAUGGCUCUGCAUCUCGGGUUGAGUGUGUUGGUUGAGAACUGUUAGUCUUGUAAUGGAACACAGCCUUAAUGCCAUUCCUCUCUUCACAGGUUCUU